Molecule: messenger RNA, 600 nt
Organism: Acanthamoeba castellanii str. Neff
Lineage: Eukaryota; Discosea; Longamoebia; Acanthamoebidae
Product: peroxiredoxin, putative
Exons: 2
Coding region: 1-600 (199 amino acids)
Biological process (GO): cell redox homeostasis; cellular response to oxidative stress
Cellular component (GO): cytoplasm
Molecular function (GO): thioredoxin peroxidase activity
Source: RefSeq, a predicted model, not a curated record
AUGGACGCUCGGUUUGCGCUGCCCGAAGCACUUCCGGUGCCGCAUGACGACGGCGCUGCGGACCAUCUGAGGGUGGGACCUCCCGUGGCCGACCUCGAGCUUCCUUCCACCUCUGGCUACCACGUGAAUCUGGCAAGGCUGGACGGUCGAACAGUGCUCUUCAUCUAUCCCAGAACUGGAGAGCCGGGCAAACCAGUGCCAGCUAACUGGGACCUGAUCCCGGGAGCUCAUGGGUGUACCCCGCAGACCUGCUCCUUCCGUGAUCUGCAUGCCGACCUACGCAAGGCGGGCGCCGCUCACGUGUUUGGCCUUUCCACGCAGACCGCUGAGUACCAACGCGAGGUCGCCGAUCGGCUUCAUCUGCCCUUCGCCAUCCUCUCCGAUCGUGAAGAGGAAGAGGGUGCCGAGAGGCUGGGAAAGUUUGGGCAGGCGAUGAAUCUACCGUGGUUCGAGUACGGAGGGAAGUGUCUCUACAAACGCAUGGCGCUCGUGCUGAAAGAGGGCAAGGUGGAGCAGGUGUUCUACCCCGUCUUCCCACCAGAUCGUAACGCAGGUGAUGUGCUCGCAUGGCUCAAGGCUAACGCGGUGCAAUCCCAGUAA